Trichobilharzia szidati is the source of this 1240-nucleotide messenger RNA. The record is from the annotation of a GenBank genome assembly. Lineage: Eukaryota; Metazoa; Platyhelminthes; Trematoda; Strigeidida; Schistosomatidae.
CAAAAUGGACAUUGAACAUUGAUCAUGUUGUUAAGUCAGGUGGCCUUUAGUACACGCUUGGCUGUUGGUUAGGUGAUGACGGCAGUGGAAAGCAGUCAGAGGGUAGAGGAUGAUAAGGAAAAGGAAGAGGAGAUACAACUAAAUCCACUGCAAGACACGUGGUCAUAUUACUUGUUUAUAUGCAAUAAAUCCUUAGUUUGGGAAGAAUGUACGGAAAAAGUGGCCACAUUUAGCACAAUUGAGCAUUUCUGGAGUGUACUGUCUCAUACAGUCAGGCCUUCUAAAAUGGUUAAUGGCAACGAUCUGUACAUGUUCAAGUGUGAUAUCCAACCAAAAUGGGAAGACCCGAAGAAUGAGAAAGGCGGACGUUGGUUGAUCAAUAUUUCUCAGCAACAUAAUGUUGAUUUUUUGUGGGACGAGUUAUUGAUGCUACUUAUCGGUUCUGAUUGGGAUACAGAUGAAGAAGAAGAGUUGAUAUGCGGGGCAGUAUUUCAACCUCGUGCUCGAGGUCAUAAGAUGGCAGUUUGGCUGUCUAGUGAUAACGAAGAGCGGACUAUAAUGCAAAUUGGAAAGCGAAUUAAAGAACGCUUAGAACUAGACGAGACAAUAUACUUUCAACCUGUUUGUGACCAGAAAAACUAUGCUAGAGGCAGAGAUAUACACACUGGAAAAUAUCAAACUUAAUUUUGUGCAAUGCAUUAGCAUUGAUUUUGUCAUCUUUUCCAAUUUUGUUUGAUUUUGGUCUUGCGCUUGACUGUGGACAGAUUCUGUACAUGUUUCCUUCUUAUUUUCUGUGUUCACUUGAAGGUUUUUUGAUCUUGUUAAAGUGAAGCAUUUUAAUAAUACAGUACAGUAUUACUAUUGAAUUGCUUUUAUUUGAACCUUAUUUGAACAACAACAGUAUGAUAUGAUGCUAGCCAUUCAUCGUUUCAUUUAAGCUGAUGGAUCUAUAUUUUUUUUUAAUAUGGAUUUAUCCUCACUUUCUUUGUUUUACAUUCUCCAAUCAUCCUGAUGUCGAAUUGUGUCCGCUUAGACAGUGGAUCAUAACCAUGGAAGAUUCUGCGUCAUUAAGGUUACCGGUUAAAUUUACUUUAUAUAUAUCGGGUGUUUUCUUUAGUGUGUUUUUCAUCACACUGAUGAUACUGUCUGUCACAGUUUAAUUUGUCUUGCAUGUAAUAUAACAGUCAUAUUGGAUUUCAUUGUAUGUUCUAAUUAACAGCGUUUAUUUAAUGAUAUGGAG